GCACACACGUGUAGGCACACACUUGCACAUGCGUAAGCACACACACGUGCAGGCACACAGACACGCACACACACACGUGCAGGCACACACACGUGUAGGCACACACUUGCACAUGCGUAGGCACACACACGUGCAGGCACACACGU
Messenger RNA from Galeopterus variegatus (Sunda flying lemur), 146 nucleotides. RefSeq lists its product as uncharacterized. The record is from RefSeq and is a predicted model, not a curated record. The annotation marks the transcript as partial. The transcript is spliced from 2 exons. NCBI's taxonomy places the organism in Eukaryota, Metazoa, Chordata, Mammalia, Dermoptera, Cynocephalidae.